Molecule: messenger RNA, 1728 nt
Organism: Peronospora farinosa
Lineage: Eukaryota; Oomycota; Peronosporomycetes; Peronosporales; Peronosporaceae
Source: the annotation of a GenBank genome assembly
AUGGCCCUACAAGGGGACGUACUACCAUCUGCAUCUGCGUCAAUUGCAGUUGAAAAGACGUUGCAGGAGCUGAGAAAUGGCGAUGAGUUUUUUGUCACUGCCAACAUUAUAGGCGUCUCUUUGCACUGCGUCGUGAACCCCCAAUGGCCGUGUGAAGCGAUCCUCGGAACGGCAGCUGAAGUCUAUCACGCCACCUUUACGGAUAGUGAAGUACCUGAAUGCAACGUGGUAUUCCAUCGCAAGAAGCAGGAAUUUCUGGUGGCUGGAACACCAAUUAGCGAGUGUUGUGCGAGAGGUGACGAGCUAGAGCUGGGUGUUACUCUGCCUGCUCUUUCUAGUGUUCAAGGCGAUGUAAAGUCUUCCGUUGCUCCUAGUAGAGACUGUACAGUGGAUAUUAACGGUGAGACGAGUGAGUUCUGUGUGUUGUUUCACAAGCUCCCAUUGGGAUUCACGAUGAAACGUGGAAAUGAUAACACUACCGAGAUAGGAACCAUUUAUCCCAAGAGUGCAGCGACGCAUUUUCCGCGAUUGGCACCAGGUGUGACUAUCGUGAGCAUUGCGGGAACGCCACUACAGGAUAUGGGACUUCGUCAGGUGCACGACCUCAUUAAGAACGCGAAGCUACCGUUGGAUAUCCACUUCCAAGGACGCGAGGAGAUAGUGUCUUCGUUGCUGUCGCCUGAUACGACGCAGGAACAACGAGUGUCUGAAGCAUCGUCGGCCAUACUGCUGGUUUAUCAACAGGGAGGACGUCGCAGAGGACCUGCUGAUCACCGCAGUGUGCGGAGCAAUGGAAGCAACGGAAGUGGACGCAGUCGAAAUAGUCGUAGUAGCGGACGAGGAAAGAAGAAAACUGGCGAUUCUGUUCAACAGCAGGGUAUCGAUACUCGCCAGAAGAGUGGCAAAUUGCACGAGCAGAACCAACAUCCUGGACGACAAAAGGAUGAGGCUUUUUGUACUGUUGAAGCUGAGCUUGUCGAGGAAAUUGAGCAUCUUAAGGUAGCACUGCUGCGCAAGCACGAAGAAGCCAAGCAUAUCGCGCGUCAGCUUGAAUCUUGCUCUGAAAAGCUGCUAGCUCUCCGUGGUGAAUCAGGCGGUACUACGGUGCUUCGUCAACAGCAGCAGCAACAAAACCAGCAGUGCGUGCAGAAUGGCACGGCCUAUUUGCAUCGUACGGCAGCAACUUCAAAGAACAAAGGUGGGUCCAAGUUUCGGCUAACGCCUGAGGUUCUGGAGGCCAUGGACCAGAAAGCUGGGCUUCCUCAACGUGGCACGGGGGCCUACACUUCAUCAAAUGUGUCAUCGAUCUCAGGAUAUUCAGCGCAAUCCAUGCCUGUAGCUCGUUCUGCGAAUAUGCGUGCGCGCAGUGCGCGUAUGGCUAUUGCAAAUGCUGACAACGUGUCAGUAUCGUCUUACACGUCGAACUCAUCGAACACAUCUGCUCGUCGAGGAGGAAAGAACUCCCCACGCGGCACCACGCUUCGGAACCUGAGCAAACGGUACAAUUACAUGCCGCAGAAGUAUGCAACGAGCACAACAAGUGCUUCGGAGGCUGGGUCCACUUCACUGUCAUCCCGUGGAGCCGUAAUGUCGCGUGCACGGAUCUCGCGUGACUCGUUCAUUACCAAGAGUGAGAGUCCAGGUGUUGGUUACUACGACGUGAAGGUGAAGGAUCAUGUAAAAGGUGGUGAAAUUGGCGAUUCUAGUCGCUCACUGCAGUGGUCCUGA